Engraulis encrasicolus (European anchovy) is the source of this 2313-nucleotide messenger RNA. RefSeq lists its product as uncharacterized. The record is from RefSeq and is a predicted model, not a curated record. The coding region runs from base 1 to 1812 and encodes 603 amino acids. The transcript is spliced from 8 exons. NCBI's taxonomy places the organism in Eukaryota, Metazoa, Chordata, Actinopteri, Clupeiformes, Engraulidae.
AUGAGCGUGCUCAGCGUGGCUGUGUUUGGGGCCCUGUUCUGCUCAGUUCUAUCUGCAAGCGCCAAAGCCAAAGAGGAGCACCGGAUAGCGUUCAACGGCGAGGACGUGCACAUCCUGGUGCCGUCAGCGAGCAGCACCAAGGUGGUGUUCCGGCCCCGGGUCAAAGGCCAGGAGGAGGUGGUGCUGAUGCAGAACGGCGAGGUCAACGAGAAGCACACGCGCGCCCGUCUGCAGAGCCAGUACCUCAUCCUGGAGGACGUCACGGAGGAGGACGAGGGGCUCUAUGUCAUCAAGAACACCGACGUGCCCAGCCACGUCAGACACAUCACGCUCAUCGUUAGAGACUGCGCACUGGAGCAGUCCAUAAAAUACGCAGACACCGCCCACAUCCAGCUGCGCAAGAUCCCGCUGCCCAUCACCGUGGAGUUCCGCUACGGCAUCAGCCACAUCAACCAGACCACCGAGUCCCCGCCGGUGGUGCUGCUCAACCAGAGCUCCACGCCCGUGGAGGAGUACAAGGGCCGGCUGACGGUCAACCACAAGGAGGUGACCCUGCACAAGAUGACGGGCAUGGACGAGGGCAGCUACACCAUCCUGGACAGCAACGGCAAGGCCCAGAUGAGGACCUGCCUCAAUGUGAAAGAACACCAGCACUUCUCCCACCUGGAAUAUGACCAGACGCUGGAGAUCAACCUCUACCUGAACCACAGCAAGGUCAGCCUGGUGUACGUGCGGGACGCGGACCACAAGGAGAGGCCCAUCCUGGAGCAGGGCGAGCUGGUGGUGCCCAUGGACCCGGCCAUAGAUGGGCGUCUCUCCCUGGAGGGCUCCAAGGCCUACCUGAAGCACGUGCGGGUGGCGGACAUGGGCCACUUCAGGGUCAGGGAUCAUCUCGGAUUCCACAUCGCCGAUGUCCACCUGAAGGUUCAUCCCUAUAAGCUUCCUCAGACCACGGUGGUCAUCCUGGGCCUGCUGGGCCUGGUGGGCCUGAUGCUGCUGAUGUGUCUGCUGUCCUGCCAGAUCAAGGUGCGCCGCCGCAACGAGAAGGCCCGCAAGAUCGCCCUCAUCGCCCAGCAGGCCGGCAAAGCGGACGGGGGGGACGCCUUCCGACAGGUGGUUAACGAGGCCUACACACGCUUCACUGAAGACUCCAUCACCCAGUCGCAGUGGGACGGUCCCACCACGGACAACACCGAGGUGGAAAUCAAGGGUCUUGAGGUGUCAAAGGCCGGCCGCUACCAGAGCCUCGCCUCCGACAAGAACUUCCUGGAGAUGAGCGACUCUGGCGUGGAGUUCACCUCCUCCGGCCUGCCCCUGGACAGUGACACGGAAGGGCCGCUGACCUACGCCUCGCACAAGCCCCUGCUCGACUCCGCCCACGACUCCGACGGCUUCGUGACCGCCCCGCCCACCAUCGCCGAGGGCACAGAGAGCAACGCCUCCCGCACCCCCGACGACUCCAUCCUGAGUGCCAGCCCCGCCAGCCUGCCCCGAGCCGGCAGCCAGCUCGACGCAGACCUGCUGGGGGACGCCACCCCCGACUCUCCCCUCAGAGGGCCUGAGAUCCUGGGGGACGGAGGUGGUGUCAUAGCUGCUCCGGCUUCCCCAGUAGCCUCAGCAGCAGUCCCGGUGAUCCCUGCCCCUAUCACCCCAAUAUCCCCAAUAGCCCCAAUAGCUCCCAUAGUCCCUGUAGCCGAGCUGGUCCCCACAUUGAGCCCUGCUAAGGAGCCUAGCAUGGAUGCCGGACCUGUGGCCGAUGCUGCUGCCCCAGCAGCGCCACCUGCUGCUGUUGUCGAGAACGGCACAACCUGAGGAACUUUGGACGACAGCUGCAGCACAAGAGUGAACAAAAACAAAAACAAAAAUGAAACAAACAUCAAAAAAAUGUAUCUACAUAACCACUAACCAUUAACACCUUGACAAUCUCUACGCAAAAACACACUCCACACAUACAACUAUGUAGUCAUCACUGCUUGUUUUUUCUCCUUGCUGGAGGCACAAUGCCUGUCGAUUUGGCUUUUUUCGUAUUUGGACAAAUUCAAGCUAACAAAUGUUUGGCCCUUAACAGCUAAGCUAACAAAAAAAAACCUAACCCAGAGGCACAGUAGAGUACAAAACAACCACACAAACAAAAGAAAUAUACAAACUCAGCUAACUUCUACAAACACAUGAAUGUGAAACAUGUGUUUUUGCACAAUGCAUGCGUUUAAUAGAUUUAGCGGAGAUAUCUCGGCUAGCUAGCCAAGAAAAAAAGAAUGGCUAGUUUGGAAUGACUGUAGUGCAUGCAAGUCUCUUGGACAAACAGUCACAAAC